GUCGACGGGUGUUGUGAAAGCACUCAUAGCAGAGCUGAUUAUAAAUACCAAUAAUUCCUACGAUCUACGGUUUCUCCAAUUCCAGAAUCUGAAAAAAACAGAAAAAGGGGAAGGGAGGAGGAUCGAAUUUUGCAGAGACAUUUUUCUAUCCUCAUCUCCCUUCCAUCUGAGACGAUCUAGGGUUUCGCGAUGGCUUCCAAGCGGAUCUUGAAAGAACUCAAGGAUCUCCAAAAAGAUCCUCCUACAUCUUGCAGCGCAGGCCCUGUUGCAGAAGACAUGUUUCAUUGGCAAGCAACCAUCAUGGGUCCACCGGACAGUCCUUAUGCAGGGGGUGUCUUUUUAGUAACUAUUCAUUUUCCUCCUGAUUAUCCAUUUAAACCACCCAAGGUUGCUUUCAGGACGAAGGUUUUCCAUCCAAAUAUCAACAGCAAUGGCAGCAUUUGCCUUGACAUCUUGAAGGAGCAGUGGAGCCCUGCCUUAACCAUUUCUAAGGUGUUGCUCUCGAUCUGCUCCCUGUUGACGGAUCCGAACCCUGAUGACCCUUUGGUGCCUGAGAUUGCUCACAUGUACAAGACAGACAGGAGCAAGUAUGAGACAACUGCAAGGAGCUGGACUCAGAAGUAUGCAAUGGGUUAGUUGGUGCUUGUCUGGGGAGGGUGGGUGGUGGUGUGAAGGGCUACAUUCAUUUCGUGCUGUGGCUUUGGUCUAUCGGUAUUCCUGUAUGACUGAAGUUUGAUGUGUCUCUUCACUCCUAAACUACUAGACCUAAAGAGAAAGGUUCAAACUUUGCCCUCCAUUGAGAAAACUAAUGGUACUUCCAAUUGUUUGUAUGGGAAUUUGAUCUUUGGACUAAAAGAAAUUGCCUGUUUCUUAAAUAUAUUGUCUGGCUGUCACUGAUCCUCUUUAUUCCCUGUAAAUGAUCCCAAAGGUGGUAUGUAAAUAAUGACCCAAGAGGUAUUCAGGAGAUGAUUGGAAUUUGGGUUUUA
Molecule: messenger RNA, 986 nt
Organism: Macadamia integrifolia
Lineage: Eukaryota; Viridiplantae; Streptophyta; Magnoliopsida; Proteales; Proteaceae
Product: ubiquitin-conjugating enzyme E2-17 kDa
Exons: 5
Coding region: 190-636 (148 amino acids)
Biological process (GO): protein polyubiquitination
Cellular component (GO): nucleus
Molecular function (GO): ubiquitin conjugating enzyme activity
Source: RefSeq, a predicted model, not a curated record